Molecule: messenger RNA, 1998 nt
Organism: Emys orbicularis (European pond turtle)
Lineage: Eukaryota; Metazoa; Chordata; Testudines; Emydidae
Product: RING finger protein 145-like
Exons: 10
Coding region: 1-1998 (665 amino acids)
Cellular component (GO): endomembrane system; endoplasmic reticulum
Molecular function (GO): zinc ion binding
Source: RefSeq, a predicted model, not a curated record
AUGCCGCGGCUGGAGGAGGUGGCCAACGUGGUGCUGCGGGUGCCCGGCAUCGUCCUGCUGGACCUGCUCUACCGCUGGGACGUCCAGGCCUUUGCCGAGCUGCUCCGGCCCAAGCAGGAGGAGGCGUCGUGGCGCCGCCGCGCCCUGUGGCACGGCUACUACCUGGGCCACGUGCUGUGUGUGGUGGUGCUGCUGCUCCCAGUCAGAUCCCUGGUGAGACUAUACCUGUACGGCCUGACGCUGCUGCUGCUCUUCGUGGGGCACCAGACGGCCAGGGACUACAUGCGCCAUGAGAUGGAGGGUGAGUUCCAGGGGGCUGUGUACCAGGACCCUGUGGUGCUCAGCCGCUUCGUGACCGCCCUGACAGGCCAGAUCUUUGUGAGCAUGCUCUGCGCCCUCCUGAUGAAGACCAAGCAGGUGUGGCUGUUCUGUGCCCCGCUGCUCCCGCUGCUGGCCCGGCUCUGCGGCUUCCCCCUCCAGGCGCUUCCCGUGGUCAACACCUUCGCCGCCUCCGUCACUGUGGUGGAGGUGCUGUAUGUGGCCGCCUCCCACCUGCUGGUUCCCUUCCACCUGGCCGCUGCGGCAUGCAGGGAGGUGGCUCAGGGACUGGAGAUGUACCGGCUGGUGGCGUUGGCCAUGUCCCUCUGGAGCCAGCUGGCCGUCCCGGUGCUCUUCCUUGUCUUCUGGCUGGUGCUCUUCACCCUCCAGAUCUACUCUUUCCUGGCCUCUUCCAACAGCCUUCUCGCCCAGCAGGGGCUGCUCUUCAUCUUCCUCAGCAGCGUGGCGGAGUGCUGCGGCACGCCCUACUCCCUCCUUGGCCUGACCUUCACCGUCUCCUACCUCGCCCUGGCCGUGCUCAACCUUUGCAAGUUCUACCUGCUGGGCUACGACGCCUUCCAGAACGGCAACGUCAUGCACAGGGGUGUGACGGAGGGUGUGACGCUGCUGCUGCUGGCUCUCCAGACGGGGCUGCUGGACCUGCAGAUCCUGCAGAGAACCUUCCUCCUCAGUAUCAUCCUCUUCAUCGUGGUGACGUCGACCCUGCAGUCCAUGAUCGAGAUAGCCGACCCCAUUGUGCUGGCGCUGGGGGCUUCGCAGAACAGGAGCCCUUGGAAGCACUUCCGCAGCCUCAGCCUGUGCCUCUUCCUGCUGGUUUUCCCCUGCUUCAUGGCGUACAAGAUUGCUCGCUUCUUCCACAUGGACUUCUGGCUGCUGAUCCUGGUCUCCAGCUGCAUGCUCACCUCCCUGCAGGUGAUGGGCACCCUCUUCGUCUACGCGCUCUUCAUGAUCGAGCUGCUCCAGGACGCGCCCCUGGAGAAGACGGACGAGAUCAUUUACUACGUCAACGCGGUGAGCCGGGUGCUGGAGUUCCUGGUGGCCGUCUGCGUGGUGGCCUAUGGCACCUGGGAGUCCGUCUUCGGCGAGUGGAGCUGGAUGGGCGCCUCCGUCAUCAUCAUCCACUCCUACUUCAACGUGUGGCUGCGGGCCCAGUCGGGCUGGAAGAGCUUCCUGCUCCGCAGGGAGGCUGCCAAGAAGAUCAACUCGCUGCCCAGGGCCACCAGGGGGCAGCUGCGGGACCACAACGACGUGUGUGCCAUCUGCUUCCAGGAGAUGAACGUGGCCGUGAUCACCGACUGUGGCCACUUCUUCCACACGGGCUGCCUCCGCAAGUGGCUGUAUGUGCAGGACACCUGCCCCAUGUGCCACCAGCCGGUGAAGCCCUCGGCCACCGAGGGGCCGCAGCCAGACGGGGGAGAGCGGGCGGAGCCAGAGCCCAUCCCAGAGGAGCAGCCGCCUGAGAAUGCAGAUGCCGAGGCUGCGGGAAGGGCAAGGACCCCGGGCCCCAGCAGGACCGCUGAGGAGCAGGAGAACCCAGCACUGGCAGAGCCCAGCAGGGCCGGACUGCUCCCAGAAGCUGUGCCCAGUGGGGGGGGCAAGCCCAUGGACCCAGCUGGGAGCAGGACUCCCCAGCCAGUGUCUCAGGGCUGCACUCAAUAG